Messenger RNA from Chaetomium globosum CBS 148.51, 2214 nucleotides. RefSeq lists its product as uncharacterized. The record is from RefSeq and is a predicted model, not a curated record. Gene Ontology annotation, molecular function: heme binding; catalase activity. Bases 1 to 2214 code for a protein of 737 amino acids. Gene Ontology annotation, cellular component: cytosol. NCBI's taxonomy places the organism in Eukaryota, Fungi, Ascomycota, Sordariomycetes, Sordariales, Chaetomiaceae. Gene Ontology annotation, biological process: response to oxidative stress; hydrogen peroxide catabolic process. The transcript has 3 exons.
AUGGCUGGCCUCGUCCCCGAAUCCGUGCAAAAGGUGGCGCACGCCGCGCUCGGCUCCCGCGAAGGAGACAAGCUCAAAGACCUCGCUCACAACACCAAGGAUAUGACGGAUAAGGACCGACUGACAACAGACUAUGGCGUCAAGCAAAGUACCGCUGAUGACUGGCUCAAGGCGGCUAGCAAAGAUAAGACAGGGCCACUCCUAUUGGAGGACCCCUUUGCACGCGAGAGGAUCAUGAGAUUUGACCAUGAAAGGAUUCCCGAGCGAGUGGUUCACGCCCGGGGCGCUGGUGCCUUUGGCAAGUUCAGGGUGUAUGAUGGCAUCGAUGAGCUCACCUCCGCGCCGGUCCUGACCGACACAUCGCGCGAAACCCCUGUUUUCGUCCGCUUCUCUACUGUCCUAGGAAGCCGGGGCAGCAUGGACACCGCGCGCGACGUGCGUGGUUUCGCCGUCAAGUUCUACACCGAAGAGGGGAACUGGGACCUCGUCGGCAACGACAUACCCGUCUUCUUCAUCCAGGAUGCCAUCAAAUUUCCAGACGUUAUUCACGCCGGCAAGCCCGAGCCACACAACGAGGUGCCCCAGGCCCAGUCGGCUCACAACAACUUCUGGGACUUCCAGUUUAACCACACCGAAGCGACACACAUGUUUCUGUGGACGAUGAGCGACCGGGCUAUCCCUCGUUCCUGGCGCAUGAUGCAGGGCUUUGGUGUCAACACGUUUACUUUGAUCAAUGCAAAGGGCGAGCGGCACUUUGUCAAGUUCACAUGGACCCCCGAACUCGGCGUGCACUCGUUAGUGUGGGACGAGGCACUCAAGCUCGGCGGCCAGGACCCCGACUUCCACCGCAAGGACCUCUGGGAAGCCAUCGCGAACGGCGUGUUCCCCAAAUGGAAGUUUGGCAUCCAAGUCAUCCCCGAAGCCGACGAGCACAAGUUCGACUUUGACAUCCUCGACGCCACCAAGGUCUGGCCCGAGGACCUCGUCCCGACCCGCUACAUCGGCGAGAUGGAGCUCAACCGCAACCCCGACGAGUUCUUCACCCAGGUCGAGCAGAUCGCCUUCUGCACCAGCCACGUCGUCCCCGGCAUCGGCUUCAGCGACGACCCGCUCCUCCAGGGCCGCAACUUCAGCUACUUCGAUACGCAAAUCUCCCGCCUCGGCGUCAACUUCGAAGAACUCCCCAUCAACCGCCCAACCUGCCCCGUCAUGAACUUCAACCGCGACGGCGCCCUCCGCCACACCAUCACUCGCGGCACCGUCAACUACUGGCCCAACCGCUUCCAAGCCUGCCCGCCCGCCAGCGCCGCCGAAGGCGCCUACGUGGAGUACGCCCAAAAGGUCGCCGGCAUCAAAGCCCGCAUCCGCAGCGCCAAGUUCCAAGACCACUUCAGCCAGGCCCAGCUCUUCUGGAACAGCAUGACCCCCAUCGAAAAACAUCACAUCAUCGCCGCCUUCGCCUUCGAGCUCGACCACUGCGAGGACCCCGUCGUCUACUCCCGCAUGGUCAACCGCCUCGCCGACAUCGACCUCACCCUCGCCCAGACCGUCGCCGAGCGCGUCGGCGGCGACGUCCCCACGGAGCCGGGCCGGCCUAAUCAUGGUCGUCGCGCACCCGCCCUCAGCCAGAUUGAGUUUCCGGGGUCGUCGCCGACGAUUGCCUCACGCCGUGUUGCGAUCCUGGUGGCGGAUGGGUAUGAUGCGGUCGCGUAUGAUGCGGCGUAUGCCGCGCUGUCGGCGGCCAUGGCCGUGCCGUUGGUGAUUGCCCAGCGGCGGAGUAAGGUGGUGGCGGCGGAUGGGAAGGCGUCGGUGCAGCCGCAUCAUCAUCUGGAGGGGUUUCGGUCGACCAUGGUUGACGCGGUGUUUAUCCCGGGCGGUGCGAAGGCGGUGGAGACGCUGGGAAAGAAUGGGCGCGCGCUGCAUUGGGUGAGGGAGGCGUUUGGGCAUUUGAAGACGAUUGGGGCGACGGGGGAGGCGGUGGAGUUGGUGGAGAGGGCGAUUGGCCUGCCGAGUGUUACCGUGUCGACGUCGGGAGAGGUGCAGGAGAGUUAUGGAGUGGUGACGAUCAAGGAGUUGAGGCCGGAGAGCUUGGGUGAGGCGGUCACCAUUGCGAAGGGGGCGAGGGGGUUCAUGGAGAAGUUCUUUUAUGGCAUCUCGCAGCAUCGUUGUUGGGAGAGGGAGCUGGCCGGGUUGAAUGCCCAGGUUGCAUAUUAG